GCGGCGGUGUUGCCAUAGGGCCGGGCGUGUGAUGGUGGCGUGCGGGUGAUGGUGGAGGGGCUGGUGUUCCGUGGCCGGGGCGACAACAUGAAGGUGGACGGCAGCGCCCUCAGCAUCCCGCUGCCCUCCCCGCCCCUACCGCAGAGGGCCUCCCGCCUCGCCUGCCUCGCCGCCACCACCCUCGCCUUCCUGCUGGGCGUCGUGGUGGGCGUCAUGCUGCCGCUGGUGCUGGCCACGCCGCCUCUCGACCUGCCCUCGGCCCUGCCCUCGGCCCUUGCCCCUCAGCAGCAGGGUGAGAUUGCUGACGACGGCACCAAGAUGAUGGUGGAGGGCGGCGCGGGCGUGACGCCCCCGCUACACACCUGGGCGCCGCCCGUCGCCACCACGGCGGCCCCCGGCGACGACGACAACCAGACGAGGUGGGGCGGGCAGGAGCACGACGCCCCCGACGUGGAGGAGGCGGCGGCGCUGCUGGUGGACGAGGUGUACUGGGGCGCCGCCGUGGAGGCCGCCGUCCCCAGGGGCUUCCCGGACCACGAGGUCGACGACUGGCGGCGCUUCACGCGGCGCCAGGCGGUGGUGCGCCUCCAGGAGGGCUGCGGCCGCAUGCAGAACCGGUUGCUGACCUUCGAGAACGGCACGCAGUCGUGUUGUCGUUACCGCCAGAACCACGACCAGAUCCAGGGCGAGAUCUUCAGCUUCUACCUCAGCCGCCUCCUGGGCAUCACCAACGUCCCGCCCUCGGCCCUGGGCGUGGUGCGGGCGGGGGCCUGGCAGUGGGCGGGCGUGGGCGGUCAACUCGCCUUGGCCCAGUGGGCCGAGGAGCGGCCCGUGGUGAUGACUCGCUUCGUAGAGGGCCUGGCGCCCGCCUUCAUCCCGCCGGCGCUGCGGUCGAGCCGCAGGCGGCUGCACCCGCUGGAGGUGGAAGAACGAGACCCGCGGGACCUGGCCGGCCUGGCCGAGCUGGCCCAGUGGUCCGACCUCAUCAUCUUCGACUACCUCACCGGCAACCUUGACCGCGUGGUCAACAACCUGUACAACAUGCAGUGGAACCCGGCCAUGAUGGAGGCGCCCGCGCACAACCUGGCCGUGCACGCCCCCUCCGGCCUCCUCGUCUUCCUCGACAACGAGUCCGGCCUCCUGCACGGCUACCGCCUCCUCGACAAGUACGAGACCUUCCACGCCUCCCUCCUGCACGCUCUCUGCGUCUUCCGCAGGUCCACGGCGGACCGCGUGCGGCAACUGGUGGCCCGACGAGACGUGGGCGACCGCUUGCGGAAGAUGUACGGGCGGCACGAGCCAGACUUGCAGGAUGUGUUGCCGCCCAUCCCGGACAAGUCGGUUAAGAUCCUCAACGAGCGGCUCCGAGCGGUCCACAAACAAAUCUCUAAGUGCGAGCAGAUGUACGUCGGCGCGUGAGUCCGGCCACCACGCCCUGUGAGGCGUGGGUCAGGGCCGUGCCUACCUGCCUUGUGAUAUUUUUGUGGGCGUCGGCUUCCACGCCCGACAUACCCGAACCUUCCAGUGAGCGGGCGUGCCCACGGACACCCGGGGAGCUCUUCUCCACGCCCACUACCUCUACAACACCAAAACUAAAAAAAGACACGUGUGGGUGGCGCGGGUAUCACGUGGGCGUGGCGCGGGUAUCACGUGGGCGUGGCGCGGGUAUCAAGUGGACGUGGCGCGGGUGACGGCGUCACUUAUACUCAUGUAUACUAUUCUAAACAUCCGUCCUGACGGUUCGUGUCCAAGAGUGCGUCUAGUGGUCGUGUACGUCGCUGGUGCCAUCUUGUGUACAAUCCCUCACUCACGCACACACGUGGUGACGUCACGUGUGUGUGUGUGUACUAGUGACAUCAGGCGUAGAGCCUCAGGCGGAUCUAAACACCAAUAUGACGGACUACUAAGAGGAGUAAAAGCCUCCUAGCCCCCUAGAAUUGGAUGAAAAAUGGAGUGGUAGUGCGAGGUUAAGUGGUGGCAGCGUUAAGAGAUGGCUUGUGGGUGUUGCUGAUAGGUUGCCAUCUUGCGGGCGUCCGCCCUACACUGCGAUGUCUCAUUUACUGUUUUUAAUCCACUUCAUGUAAUCUUCUAGACAGGUUUUCUGCUUUUUAUGAUAUCUAAUGUUUUAUUUUGGUGGCAAAUAUAUGUUUCAGCUAGAAAAAUCAAAUGUUAUUAAUUUUGGACAAAACAUUCACUUAAAAGAAAAAAUGGAGUAUUGGAAGAGCGAGACAUGUGUUCGGACGUAGUGCGCAUUUCACAUAUAUUAAGAGUUUGUUUCCUUCUUAUUUUAAUUUCAAAACAUCACCUUUUUUUCCUACAAAUGGAAUACUGUAGUAUUCAGUAUUAUCAGUACAAAUCACCAACAGAAUUCCAGUUGUAUCACAAAAAGCUGUGCAUAUUCCCAGUGUAAAUUGUAGAGGCUUGCGAGGCAUCUUCGGACAGGCGGAGUGGGUCGUCCCCUGAUUAUAGGUUGAAGACAUGACGGUUGCCGCUCACCAGUAUUUUCCCAGACAUAUUUCUUUCGUGCCGUCACUCCAGACGACUCCCACGCAACAUUUGCAGCGUUACGCUACUUGUGUUGGGUGUGGAGGACGCGAGGGGGCUAAGUUCUCCUCCUGGGGCAGAUACGCCCCACCCGCGGGCCCAAUCUCACUUCAGCAUAAAUUCCGACACUUGCCAUCACCCAGGAAGCAAUUGCAUGAUGCAGACGUCGCUUGGGCAUCACCCAUUGGUCGGUUGGUGCUGCAGGGGGAAAACUGGAAGGGGAUUGGUGACCUACAGAGAAAGGGAGGCGACCUGUAAGGGUAGGGCAGCGACUAGUAAGGGUAGGGCAGCGACCAGUAAGGGUAGGGCAGCGACCAGUAAGGGUAGGACAGCGACCUGCAGGAAGAGGUUACGUAUAGGAAGAAGAGGGUUCCUGCAGGAGGACGGGACUUACUGGGGGAAGGAAAACUCUACUGGGAACAGCGAUAAUAUCCAAUUGGUGGAGGG
This is a messenger RNA of Procambarus clarkii (red swamp crayfish), 2991 nucleotides long. Lineage: Eukaryota; Metazoa; Arthropoda; Malacostraca; Decapoda; Cambaridae. The record is from RefSeq and is a predicted model, not a curated record.